AUGCGUACUGCCUUGAGCGCACUCGCGAUAUUCCUCACCCUGGCCAGGUCUGCCACGGCGGCCCCUGUCGCAGCUCCAUCCGAAGUCGAGGAGCGUGGUGCCUCCGCUGUCCUAAACACGCGAUUUAUCACCUACGAAGACUCCAUCAGCAAGAGAGAUGAUGUCGAGGAGCGUGAUGCCUCCGCUGUGCUGAACACGCGAUUCAUCACCUACGAAGACUCCAUCAACAAGAGAGAUGAGGUUGAGGAACGCGAUCCCUCUGCUGUGCUGAACAGUCGGUUCAUUACGUACGAGGAUACUGCUUAA
Aspergillus niger is the source of this 306-nucleotide messenger RNA. RefSeq lists its product as uncharacterized. The record is from RefSeq and is a predicted model, not a curated record. Bases 1 to 306 code for a protein of 101 amino acids. Lineage: Eukaryota; Fungi; Ascomycota; Eurotiomycetes; Eurotiales; Aspergillaceae. The transcript is spliced from 2 exons.